Messenger RNA from Sinocyclocheilus rhinocerous, 247 nucleotides. Its product is annotated as serine/threonine-protein kinase 38-like. The transcript is spliced from 2 exons. The record is from RefSeq and is a predicted model, not a curated record. Lineage: Eukaryota; Metazoa; Chordata; Actinopteri; Cypriniformes; Cyprinidae. Gene Ontology annotation, cellular component: cytoskeleton; cytoplasm. Gene Ontology annotation, biological process: actomyosin structure organization; peptidyl-threonine phosphorylation. Gene Ontology annotation, molecular function: ATP binding; protein serine/threonine kinase activity. The annotation marks the transcript as partial.
AAGCGCAUGCGUCGCUCCCAACACGCUCGUAAGGAGACCGAGUUCCUGCGGCUGAAGAGAACCAGACUGGGUCUGGACGACUUCGAGUCGCUGAAGGUGAUUGGACGAGGAGCGUUUGGGGAGGUGCGUCUGGUCCAGAAGAAAGACACGGGACAUGUUUACGCCAUGAAGAUCCUUCGCAAAGCCGACAUGCUGCAGAAAGAGCAGGUGACGCCUAACGAAUGUGUCAUUAAAGGAGACAUAUUAU